This is a messenger RNA of Cololabis saira (Pacific saury), 3725 nucleotides long. RefSeq names its product excision repair cross-complementation group 4 (gene ercc4). Gene Ontology annotation, cellular component: nucleotide-excision repair factor 1 complex. The coding region runs from base 131 to 2824 and encodes 897 amino acids. The transcript is spliced from 10 exons. Gene Ontology annotation, molecular function: single-stranded DNA endonuclease activity; damaged DNA binding; single-stranded DNA binding. Gene Ontology annotation, biological process: double-strand break repair via homologous recombination; nucleotide-excision repair involved in interstrand cross-link repair; resolution of meiotic recombination intermediates. Lineage: Eukaryota; Metazoa; Chordata; Actinopteri; Beloniformes; Belonidae. The record is from RefSeq and is a predicted model, not a curated record.
GCUCCAGAAGUGGCUGCCUCACACUAUCACAACAAUGACUCUUUUCACGUUCGUUUAACCCCCAGCUCUGGGACUGAGAGUCAGUUUGCUCGCUUCAGGAUCCUGUAGACACAUCUUGACGUGUGUCGACAUGGCGGCGCCGCUGCUGGAGUUCGAGACGGAGAUGUUUCUGAGCCUGCUGGGCUGCGACGGGCUGCUGGUGGUGGCGGAGGGGAUGGGGGUGGAGCGCGUCCUGCUGCAGUUCAUGCGGCUGCACUCGGAGAAGGGCAGCCUGGUCCUGCUGCUGAACACGACCAUCCCUGAACAGGAGUAUUUCACUGAGCAGCUGCGGGUAGAAGGCGUGAGCCACCUGCCCAGGACAGUGACCAGCGACGUCCAGAGUGCGGAGCGUUACAGUGUUUACACGGAGGGAGGGGUCCUGUUUGUGACCAGCAGGAUCCUGGUGGUGGACUUCCUCACGGAUCGCAUCCCCGCUCAUCUUAUAUCAGGCAUCCUGGUUUAUCGCGCCCAUAAAAUCAUUGAGUCAUGUCAGGAGGCCUUCAUACUUCGUUUGUUCAGACAGAAGAACAAGACGGGCUUCAUAAAGGCCUUCACCGACAAGGCCACGGCGUUCUCCUCUGGCUUCUGUCAAGUGGAGCGUGUCAUGAGAAACCUAUUUGUCAAGAAGCUCUUCCUAUGGCCCAGGUUUCAAGCAUCUGUGAACGCAGCUCUGGACAAGCACAAGCCAGAAGUGGUAGAGCUGCACGUGUCGUUGACGCCAGCUAUGAGGGCCAUCCAGAGCUCCAUCAUGGACAUCAUGAGCGCCUGUCUGAAGGAGCUGAAGCGCUACAACCCCACCCUGGAGGCGGAGGACCUGUCACUGGAGAACACGCUUGGAAAUGAAUUUGAAAAGACUCUCCGUCAUUACCUGGACCCACUGUGGCAUCAGCUGGGAGCUAAAACCAAGGCCUUGGUUCAGGACAUAAAGGUGCUGAGGGUUCUCCUCCUCUACCUCACCCAAUAUGACUGCGUCACCUUCCUCAAUCUGCUCGAGUCCCUACACUCCAACCAAAAGAUCUUCGGCUCUAAUUCAGGUUGGCUGUUCUUGGACUCCAGUACGUCCAUGUUUGGGAACGCCAGGAGGCGAGUGUACCGCAUUCCUGAAAGCAAAAAGAAACUCAAAGUAGGAGCAGAGGAGGAGAAAAAGAAGUCCUCUUCCACUUCAGCAGUGAAGCGGGAGCUGGUGCUGGAGAAGAGCCCGAAGUGGGACGCCUUGACUGAGGUGCUGGAGGAGAUCGAGAGGGAGAACAAGAGCUCUCAGGAGGAACCAGGCCGAGUGCUGAUUUGUGCCAGUGAUGACCGGACUUGUGCCCAGCUGCAGCAGUACAUCAAGCACGGCUCUGAUUGGCUGCUCAACCGGCUGUACACCCGCACGGUUGGUAAACGGGACUCUGGAGCGGCUUUUGAGCUGGACUCACACAAAAAGGAAAAGGCCUGGGUCAAGAAAGGAGCAAAAGGAAAGGAGCCUCUGCAGAAAAAGAGCGCAAAGGCCACAAAAACGAAAAGCAGACCUUCUCUGACGCUUACCCAGAUGGUGGGUAAACCGGAGACGGGUGAAACGGCAGCGAUUGGCAGCAGUGGAGACGAGGACAAUCUGAUAGAUGACGAUGAGGAUGAAGAAGAGGAGCUGAAGUUGGAUCUGUCAUCGGAUGCCUACUAUGGUGUUCUGAAAGAGCCGCUGACUGUUAUCCAUCCCCUGAAAGGCUGUACCGACCCUCACAGCCUGACCCGAGUGCUGCACGAGGUGGAGCCGAGCUUUGUGGUUCUGUACGACGCUGAAGUGAGUUUUGUGCGUCAGCUAGAGAUCUACAAGGUUAACCGGCCUGGAAAGCCACUUAGGGUGUACUUCCUUAUCUACGGUGGCUCAACCGAAGAACAGAAGUAUCUGACCGCACUAUCGAAGGAAAAGAAAGCCUUUGAACAUCUCAUCAGAGAAAAGGCUACUAUGGUCAUCCCAGAGGAGAGGGAAGGGCGAGAAGACACAAAUCUCGACCUUGCCAGAAAUCUGGAGCCUGCCAAUGCCACAACUAACUCCCGCAAAGCAGGGGGUCAGGAGCAGCCCAAAGAACCGUCCUGCGUCAUCGUGGACAUGCGCGAGUUCCGCAGUGAGCUGCCAUCCCUACUGCACCGCCGUGGGCUCGACAUCGAACCCGUCACUCUGGAAGUGGGCGACUACAUUCUGACGCCAGACACAUGCGUUGAGCGCAAGAGCGUCAGUGACCUGAUCGGCUCGUUGCAGAGCGGCCGCCUUUACACUCAGUGCCUCUCCAUGACCCGCUACUACAGGAAACCGGUGCUCCUCAUUGAGUUUGACCCAGCGAAACCGUUUUCCUUAAUGGCCCGGUCCGAUUUCCGUCACGAGAUUUCAUCAAAUGACAUUUCUUCAAAACUGACCUUACUCACCCUGCACUUCCCCCGCCUCCGUAUUCUCUGGUGCCCGUCGCCACAUGCCACAGCGGAGCUGUUCCUCGAGCUGAAGAAAGGGCGACUUGAGCCCAACGCUUCUGAGGCCCAGGCAGUCACGGCUGAGUCCGACAUGGUGGCUGAGUCGGCAGAACUCUACAAUCCCGGACCUUAUGACUUCCUUUUGAAAAUGCCGGGUGUCAACGUGAAAAACUUCAGGACUCUCAUAAAAAAUGCAGACAGCCUGGCAGACCUCGUCAAACUGAGCCAGGAAAAGCUCGCAGAAAUACUUGGGAACGCCAGCAAUGCAAAGCUGCUGUAUGAAUUUCUGCAUAACGUUGCUGAUGUUGCUCCUCCGGUGCAGAAGGCCAAACAUACAUGAUGAGGUAUUAAUAUAUUCAUUUACAUGCCUUGACAUAAUGAGUAAUUUAGCAUUUUUAAAAUGGGAUGAAUGUGGAGUUCUGCAGGACAAUAGAGACUUGAAGUAAAGCCUUGAAUAUUUAUAUGUCUUCAUUAAAAAGUUAAUUGCAUAAAUUUGUGUGAGAAAUGAACUUAGAUCCUGCUGAUAUUUCUAUUUAUUUCGUGAAUGAUUUUUUAUAAUGUAAGGAUAAUAUUUAAAAUAUUUUUCUGAGAUUUUUUUUCCCAAUUAGAAUCAUAAUUUCUUUGUAAAAUAUAAUUAAAAGUAAUUUCAAAAUACAUAUUUUUACAGCUGAGCUACAGUUGAGACUAAUUCGUUCAUGAAUUUGUAUAUUACUUUUUUGAUUUGAUAUUGCCAUAAAUGGGGCUAUUAUAGAAUUUAAGUUGGUUGGGGUUCGUGAAACUUGUACAUCAUUUAUUUAUAUUUAUAAGGUCUUAGACUAUCAUAAGACUCCGUUCAAAAGAUGUGCUUUCAUUCUGCGGGGAUAUUUCAUAGACAACUAUUAUAAAGAAAGAAGCAUAACAUUAUACAACUUCAUUCAAUUUAUUUAAAGUCCUCCUCCUCACCUGUAAAGUCCUGAAUGGUCAGGCUCAAUCCUACCUCAAAGAACUCAUAGUCCCCUACUAUCCUGCUAGACCACUGCGUUCACAGAAUACAGGACUGCUUGCGAUUCCUAGUCUCCAAGAGCAGAAUUGGAGGCAGAGCCUUCAAAUUUCAGGCCCCUAACCUUUGGAAUAAUCUUCCAGUCUUGGUCCGAAAGGCGGACACACUGCCUUUCAGAGUAGGCGUAAAACCUUCCUCUAUGAAAGAUCCUAUGCUUAGAGUCAGCUAGUUACUGUGUUUUUUUUUAAUGUUUUGCUGUUCU